AUCUAAAAUGAUGCAUGCAGAAGAAAGAUGGAAUGGAGCGUUUUGCAGGCCGGAAUCAAACGUUUUGUUGUAAUCAUUGAAAUGAUGAAAGCUUUGUAGCAGAUUAUAAUGGGCAGCAGCUUUUACAUGAAAUUCAAUCUGCAGCAAGCUAAGCACUGUAAUUAACGUACGAAUAGAAUUGAACCGGAUUCUUGAAGGCCGCAGCAUAUAAUAUACAGUGUCUGAGAAUUCUGAGGAUUAUUGAAGAUGCCGAAGAAACGAUGGAAGGCAUCCAUGAAGAUCUUUGCCAGUCACAUCGACCCGCAGAAGGAAGAAGAGCUGAAAUGGAUCAAAAUAGAAAUGGAGAACAAUGUGAAGAGGAUUAUAAGGCUGAUAAAGAGCAGUGUAAACCAAGGCAAUCGCGAUUCAAACCAGAAGAGGAGAUAUGAGCUGAUUCAGCUGGUGGAGGAUUCGAACAAGCAGUACCAGUUUCUUUACAACCAGUACGAUAAUCUGAGAGCGGAAGUGAGGAAAAAAUGCCGCACAAAAGACGACGGCGACGGCUCUUCUUCCGCUUCCAGUUUGGAUUCCGAGUCAUAUUUCUCGCCGGAGGAGUCCGGCCGGAGCGGCGGCUCAUCCAGCGGCGAGCUCCUCAGGAGGAAGGCCAGCAACCGCAGCCUGAAGGCGGCUGCUGCUGCAGAAAAGCCGCCGCCUGAGGCCGCCGAGGAUGUCAUCCUAAAGGACACAUUAACAUCCACCACGGAAGUGAUCAUGAAGGAGACCAUAAACGUGGAUUUGGAUUCGCAGCCGGUAUCGCCGACGUCCGACAGAGUGCCGGCAACAGAGGAGUUCAUCAAAGAACUGAGCGUUCAAUCUGAAGUAGCAGAGAACAUGACGAAUAAGCUGAGGGAAGAAUGCUCCGCCUUAAAGGACAAAUUGGCGGAGAAAGAAGAACAGCUUUUGUCUGUUACUAAGAACUAUGAGCUACGAGCGAAGGAAUUAGAGGAUCAAGCUGCCAAUUUGAAGCUGAACCUGGAAACCUCCAUGGCUCAAACCAGAACCCUAGAAGAGCAAAUGGAGUCCAAAUCAAAUGAUGUAAAGCAAUUGGAAGAGAGUAAGCUACAAACAUUGGCUCAGGCGAAAGCUUUAGAGGAUCAAGUUGAAGGUUUGAAGGACAAGCUGGAAACUCAGAAGAAAGAUUUAGAGGAGCAAGUUGCAGAUUUGAAGCUCGAGCUGGAAACUUCAUCCGCUCAGAAAAGAGACCUGGAAGAGAAAAUGGAAUUCAAAUUAAAUCAAGUAAAACAGUUAGAAUACAAAUUGGAAGACUCGCGCGCAGAGAAGGCUGAAGCGGAACAAAAUCUGGAUCGCAGAUUGCUCGAACUGAAACAAUCGGAAGAAACCAAUUCUAUAUUACAAGCCAAGCUCGCAGGGAUGGAAAUAAGAUAUAAAGCAAAAGAAGACGAACUUUCAGGUUUUAUAAGAAAACAAGAGGAAAACCAGAAGCGUUCAGUUUCCAGGGUUGAGGAACUGACAAGAGAGGCAAACAAUCUGCAACAACAACUGGAAUUUUUACGUCUAGAGAACAGCAAAUUGGAUGAAAAACUCCAGACUGUGACCAACGAAAAUUCCGAUCAAAUCCAUGACUUAUCGCAAAAAAUGGAGUUUCUGCAACUGGAGAUGCUCUCACUGGGAAAUCAGAAAUCAGAGCUGGAACAAUCGCUUAAGAAGAAAUCACGCGAAGUAUCCGAAUGCCAAUUGGAGAUAGAAGCACUGAAACAGAAGAUAACAAGCAUUGAAAACCUUGAUAUGGAAACAGACAGCGAUUCAAGCACGGAAAAAGAAGAAACCCUAGCAGAAAAGGAAGACGGCUCCACCAAGGUGACUAAUCUCCAGAAAGAGAUAAUAAGCAUUGAAACCGAGAAAAGCAUCCUGCAACUAAAGCUGGAGAAAGAGAGACAAGAAUCCACAGAGGACCUAACAGAGAUGGAGAAGAAGACGAGGGAUUUAGAAACCAAAGUCUCGGAGCAGCAAACCCUAAUCCACCAACAACAACACACCAUACACAAGCUAAACAAGCAGCACAGACACAUGCAGGCCAAGUACGAGGAAGCCAACACCAAUUUCCUGAACGCAGAACGGAAAAUAGACGAAAUGUUGGAAGAGCUGCGGAAGAAGUACGAAGACAGUCUCAGAAUCCUAAGCAGAAGAAUCCGAGUCGCGGAACAGCUCCACACAGAGAACAAGGAAUGGUACCUCCAAACAAGAGAAAAAUUCGAGCAAGAGACCAAAGAACUCAAAGAACUUACAGAGAAGCAGGAAAUCGGAGUCCAGAAGAUCAAGGAAAUGUCAGUAAUGGCGAACGAUGCAUUAGCUUCACUCGACACAGUCACUCUAAGAUUCGAAAAAUGCACAUCCAACUUCAUAAACCGAAUCUCCAGCAUGUCCUGCGAGCUCAACUUCGCAAAGGAAUGGGUUUCCAGGAAACACAAAGCCAUAGCACACGUGAAGGGGGACCUGGACUACUUGCUGGCCCAGCUGGACGAGAAAGAAGCAGAGAUAUGGCAGUACAGGGAGAAAGUGUGGAAGUCGGAGCACAAAGUGAGGGAAUUGGAGAAGAUGAUCAAACACAACGAGGAUGCAAUGUGUGAUCUGAAAGAAGAGAAGAGGGAAGCCAUCAGACAGCUGUGCGUGUGGAUCGAUUAUCACCGGAGCCGCUGCGAGUACUACAAGAAAAUGCUCUCAGAAGUUGGCUUCAUCAAAGCUCCAAUAAUGUGAUUCUUCAUUGUUAAGUUUCUUCAUCGUUCUGUUAGUUCACAGUUUCUUUUUGCUUCUUUAAACAACACAACAUAUGCUGAAUAAGCUAGCAUUCUUAGGCUCUUGUCUCAGUAGAUCAAUUUCUUCUGGGGCCACCCCAGAUUUUGUAGUUGCAUCAAAGAUUAUU
Molecule: messenger RNA, 2920 nt
Organism: Ipomoea triloba (trilobed morning glory)
Lineage: Eukaryota; Viridiplantae; Streptophyta; Magnoliopsida; Solanales; Convolvulaceae
Product: COP1-interactive protein 1-like
Exons: 4
Coding region: 247-2754 (835 amino acids)
Molecular function (GO): actin binding
Source: RefSeq, a predicted model, not a curated record